AUGGCUGUUAUUCUUUACAAGAUCUGGACAAGAAGGAAUUGUUUUGUCUUUAAAAACAUUUUUAAUAGUCCACUUGUUUUAGUUAAAUCAGCAUUGAAUGAUGUAGAAGUUUUUCAUGAAUCUCAUUUGAGAUUAACUUAUGAUGCAGCUAGCCUACCUCAACAGAUCACUGAAGUGGAAUGGAGGCCUCCAACAGAUCCCUUCUAUAAGUUAAAUUUUGAUGCUGCCUUUGACUCUGAGAAGAGGCUGAUGGGUAUUGGCAUAGUGGUAAGGAAUAGCAGAGGUGAAGUGCUAGUUGUGGUUUCUGCUCCCAAAAGUCAUAUUUGUUCUGCAUUUUCUGCAAAAUGCUAUGCACUUCUAAGAAGCAUCAAGUUGUGCCAAGAGCUGUGCUUAUACCAGGUGGUGUUCGAGGGAGAUGCUAAGGCAAUAGUGGAUAGUGUUAAUGGUUAUAACAACAGCCAUUCCUGGCAAGGGCUUUUGAUUGAUGACAUACAAUUCUUAAUAAAGGGACAUGCAGAUUGGAACCUGAUUUUUACUAAGAGAACUGGAAAUAAAGCUGCUCAUAUUGCAGCAAAGUUAGGCAUGUAUUUAGAUAGUGAAUCAGUGUGGAUAGAGGAGGGUCCCCUGGAAGUUUUGUCAGUCACUUUGCUUGAGAAGCCAUGUACUUGCUUGAUUUGA
Molecule: messenger RNA, 678 nt
Organism: Juglans regia (Persian walnut)
Lineage: Eukaryota; Viridiplantae; Streptophyta; Magnoliopsida; Fagales; Juglandaceae
Exons: 1
Coding region: 1-678 (225 amino acids)
Molecular function (GO): RNA-DNA hybrid ribonuclease activity; nucleic acid binding
Source: RefSeq, a predicted model, not a curated record